UUGCCAUUUUCUGCUUCUUUCUGUACCCAUUUUCCUCAUAUCGUGUAUACCCCUCUCUUUGUGCAAAUAAUAAGAAGAAAAAGUUCUCCGUUGGAAAAGUCUUCCAUUGCGAAUUAUAAAAUUUGCGCUGGAAUUUGUAUUUGUGUGAAAAGGCAGCAGAAGUGAGCUAAAUAAGAGAUGUUGAGAAAAUAAGACAAAUUCGAACUACAGCAACAAUAAUUGUGUAUCAAAACACCAUGAUUUAAUUCAUUCAUAACUACAUAACAGAAAAAAAAAUUAUUAAAAUAUUUAUACGAGAAGUGUUGCGAAAGGCGAACUUGAAUUGACAUUAAAUGGGCGAAGUGCGCAACAAUAGCACAAACGAACUAAAGCAACAACGACGACAGUAUCAUCAGCUGCAGAGGCAUAAACAUAAAUGUGUAAUUAGUUGAAUUACACACACACGCACACAAUAGAAAAAUAAAAUAAUUUUUAAAAAUUUAAUGUUUUUGGAAGUUAACAGGACUACUAUUUAAAGUGAAUAAGCAAAAAGUGCAUAAUAAAGUAAAAGCGAAACAUUUACCGCAACAAAAAAGUAGUUAAAAGCAUUCAUUUCAGGAAAAUAGUAUAAUUUAGUAAAUUUUGCAGACCGAAAAACGUUGAAUAAACAUUGUUGAUCGUGUACCCAAAGGCGCACGCGCCCACUAAUUUACACGUUAACAGCUAAAUAUUAUUGCAAGUGUGCGUGUGUGUGUUUAUAUAGAAAGCUGUUCGAGCACACAUUGGAUUUCCGUCUCAGCUAUAGUCAUCUGUACAAUCGCAUAAUCAGUUGCAAGAGUGACCAAUUUCAAAAUCCAUACUACGUAUUAAUUUAUGACGAAAUAUGCGUUAUAUUUAAAAAAAAUUUAACCAAAUCAUUUUGGAAGUGAACAAACGCGUCUUCUAGUCAAAGUGAGCAGAAUCCCAAAAUUUUCGUUUCGACAUCAACACCGUUCCCUCACUAACGCAUAAAUCUUCUACAGUCCAUUUAUCCUUACUGAAGCAUUUGAAUUAAUAUUACACACGCGAUGUUUACUGGAAAAUUACAACUAAAAGUGUGUGAGGCGAUCGGUUUGCGACCAACCGACUUUCAAAAGCGCCACAAUUUGACAUUUGGAAAAUUAGCAGAUGAUCAACCAAUCGAUCCUUAUAUUUCCAUUGAUGUUGAUGAUAAUCAUUUUGAUCGCUCGACAACGCGGCCGAAAACAUUUGAUCCGAUAUGGAAUGAACAAUUCAUACACGAUGUGACUAAUGCAAAGAACAUUAACUUGACGGUAUUUCACGAUGCAGCACUUCCACCUGAUGACUUUGUUGCCAAUUGCCAAAUACCUUUCGAAGAUAUUAUGCAAAAUGAAGCAGGUGUGCUUGAUCUAUGGGUGAACUUAGAGCCACAGGGUAAACUACAUAUUAUAAUCGAAUUGAAGGACCGAGUUGAUUCGAAUAAAGAUGUGGCUGAAGUGGUUCAGGCGGUCACCCAAAACAAGGAAUUCAAAGAACGCGCUGGAUUCAAUCGUCGACGCGGUGCAAUGAGGCGACGUGUUCAUCAGGUAAAUGGACAUAAAUUUAUGGCAACUUUUCUGCGACAGCCGACUUUUUGUUCACAUUGCCGCGAAUUUAUUUGGGGAAUUGGUAAACAAGGCUAUCAAUGUCAAGUGUGCACCUGUGUUGUACAUAAGAGAUGCCAUAGCUCCGUGGUCACCAAAUGUCCAGGCAUGCGCGAAGAGCAAAACACCAUGGAAAUGGCACCAGCUGGUCAACGUUUCAAUGUGAAUGUGCCGCAUCGCUUUUUAAUGCAUAAUUAUAAACGUUUUACUUUUUGCGAUCACUGCGGUUCACUCUUGUAUGGUCUGAUUAAGCAGGGUCUACAGUGUACCCAAUGUAAUAUGAAUGUGCAUAAGCGCUGCCAAAAGAAUGUGGCCAAUACCUGUGGCAUAAAUACAAAAGAAAUGGCCGAAAUACUCAGUUCGUUGGGCAUUUCGCCGGAUAAGCAGGGGCAACCACGCCGUUCCAAGUAUUUAAAUCAACCAGGCGGUGAUGAUAAUUAUAGUUUGAGCGAUCGUAGCGAUCAGGGUACGGAAAGCAGCACUUCCACACGAAGUUCGAUGAUAUCGGAACGUUCGGUUUCAAGCGCUUCGACUGCCAUGACCGGACUCAGCGCCAUUACAGGGCAAUAUUUUGAUUCUCGUCCAGGAAAGACUUCAUUGUCGGAUUUUAAUUUCAUCAAGGUAUUGGGUAAAGGCUCAUUCGGCAAAGUAAUGCUGGCCGAAAAAAAGGACACCGAAGAGAUUUAUGCGAUUAAGGUGUUGAAAAAAGAUGCCAUUAUACAAGACGACGAUGUUGAUUGCACAAUGACGGAGAAACGUAUACUGGCAUUGGCCGCCAAUCAUCCAUUUUUGACAGCAUUACACUCCUGUUUUCAGACUAAGGAUCGUCUAUUCUUCGUUAUGGAGUAUGUGAAUGGUGGUGAUUUGAUGUUUCAAAUACAGAAGGCACGCCGCUUCGAGGCCGCUCGUGCUGCUUUCUAUGCCGCUGAAGUAACGUUGGCUCUCCAAUUUUUACACUCCCAUGGUGUUAUUUAUCGCGAUUUAAAACUGGAUAAUAUCCUUUUAGAUCAGGAGGGGCACUGCAAACUGGCCGAUUUCGGCAUGUGCAAGGAGGGUAUUAUGAAUGGUGUUUUAACAACCACAUUUUGUGGCACUCCCGAUUAUAUCGCGCCUGAGAUACUAAAAGAGCAAGAAUAUGGAGCGUCCGUCGAUUGGUGGGCGCUCGGUGUGCUCAUGUACGAAAUGAUGGCCGGUCAACCACCGUUCGAGGCUGACAACGAGGAUGAAUUAUUCGAUUCAAUUAUGCACGACGACGUAUUGUAUCCGGUUUGGUUGUCUAGAGAAGCUGUAUCCAUUUUAAAAGGAUUCCUAACGAAAAACCCCGAAACCCGUCUGGGGUGCUCUGGCGAUGAGAACGAGAUACGUAGACAUCCAUUUUUCGGUAAAUUAGAUUGGGAUGAACUAGAAAAGCGUAAUAUUAAACCACCUUUUAGACCAAAAAUGAAAAAUCCUCGGGAUGCCACCAAUUUCGACACAGAGUUCACGAAAGAGGAACCAGUACUCACACCGGUUCCCAACGAUGUUAUACGCUGCAUUAACCAAGAUGAAUUUGCUGGAUUCUCAUUUGUCAAUCCGAAAUUUGGACCAGAGCGUAAAGUAUUUUAAGUCGGUUUUUUAAUGGGCACGCGCCCGAAGGGUUAAACUUUUAUGGGAAAAAGCUAAGAAACAAUGCAAAACUCUUGCAAAUUCAAGAAAGCGACGAAAACUACUACUACUAUUGUGUUUGUUCUUUUUUUAUAAUGUGUACGUAUACACUCGAACAUACACACAUGUACACAGAAUGUCACACAAAGGGCCGCCAGUUGGAACAAAUUUAUUUAUUUUUUUACUUUAAUUAUUUUUAAUUUAUGACGACAUGGAUUGCAUGAGAAAAAUGUAUAUGUGUGAAUACCUGUGUGCUAUAUUGUUUAUGCUGUUAAUUAAUGUGCAGCUACGAUUUUUAAAAUUGAAAUUCGCGAAAAGUGAAGUAAAAUGAAAAACAAAUAUGCUUAUAUUGUUAACGCAACAAACUCUACUCGUAGUAUUCGUUAGGCAAAUAAUUAAAUCUAAUAACCAAUAACCUUAGGACAUUUGGUUGAAAAUAACAAAAACAAUACAAUAACGUGCAGGAAACAGUGGUAUGUAGAAAAUAUGAAAACAAAUAACCAGGAAAUAACUGAUAACAAACAAAAAAAAAAUAUUAACAAUUUGCUAACUUGUGUUUAGACAUCAUUGAAUAUAAAGCGUGAUACUAACAUUGUAUUAUUUUUAAAAUUACUGGCCAUCAAAGGAUUGUAAAUAAAAUACUUCCUUUUUAAGAAUAAAGUCACAGCUUAAGCAUUAGCAAAAAGAAGCACUUUUCGUUUAGCCAACUGAAACCACUUAAGCUUCCACCAAAGAUUUUAAAAAUUGUUGCGGUUUUUCAUGCUCAUUGGCUAAUGGAUACAUACUAGCAUUACUGCUAAUGUGUAGAUUGUGUAUUAUUUAAAUAUUGCUUAAAUUAAAGGAAGCAAAAAAGAGAUCACAUUUUCCAAUCGAAUUACUAACGUCAAAUAUUUUUUAUUUCCAUAAAUUUAAUCUACAAAAUUUUGUGUAACCUGUUAUGCUCUUGAAACAUUUUGUAGAGAGUAUUAAUAAAAAUGUUAUGCUUUGAAUUUAUAUAUUUUUUUGUUUCAACAAAAGGAGAGGUCUAUUUUUUCCAAUGUUCAUAAACGAUUUUCGAUGACGAAUAAUUUUAAAAUUAUUAAUGAAAACGCGUUCUAAUUCCAUAAAUUUUUUUUUUUUUAUAAAACGUCUUCAUUUCAAUUGAAUUGAAUUGGCCAACGGUGGUUGAAAUAAAAAUUAAAUAGAUAAUCAUAUAUUUUUUCAGAUAAAUAUAAAAAUUCGCAAUUAGCCACAUGUUUUUAGUGCAAGUUUGUUUUUAUACAUCCAUACAUUCAUAUCUGUAUAUAUAUAUGUAUAUUUUGUACUUAAAUGUAUAUAUGUAUGUAUAUGUAUGAAUGCAUGUAUAACGACGUAUUGAGAAUUCGCUAACAAAUAAUGAGCAUAAGCUGCUUGCCUUGCAUUAUAAUAUUGGUUACGUUCAUGCUUAUGUGUUGAUAAACAUUCAACGAAAUGCAUUUUAGUUAAUGUAAUUAUUUUGUUUUACUUAUUAUUGUUAAUUGAUGUUGUUUUCAAUUCUAUAAAACAUCGAAUGUUAAGUAUCAUUCAUCAAUCUAGUCAAAAUGAGUUUAAAAACGUACGCACAUAGUAACACACAAAAACAUGCAUAAAUGAGUAGAUAAUAAUUGUUAUGUAAAUGCAUUUGAAAUACCUACAUAUUAGUUGAACAAUUUAAUUUAUAAUUUUAGUUCUUAAAAUUGCAAAGAUGAAUUUAGUUUAGCUUAUUAUUAUUAUUUGUUUUUAAUUAUAAGUAUUUCCAUUGCUUUAAAAGCCAUAUGAACCAGUAGAAUUUUUUUCAUUAGUAUUCUCAAUUUAUUACAACAACUUGUAUUGCAAGAAUAUAGUGUACAACUGCAAACGUGACGAACGAAAUUUGGUGAAAUAAACUGCUUAUCUCGAACAUUUACUACUCUUUCUUAUCGUAACAUUGUAAAUCUCGAAACGCGUGUCAAAAUUCAACAAAAUAAUUAUUUGUUGCCCCAUAAGUUUACGCAUAAAUAAACGAAGAGUGUUGCAAACAGUCGAAUUUAUAUGUAUUUUAUGCUUUUAUUUCGUGCCAUGGCGAAACACUCUCCGUCAAUCAGUUUAAAAGCCUGCAAGUACUAAAUUUGUUCAACUUUGAAAUCAAAGAUAUGCAAUUUUGUCAAAUAUUGUGUGAAAAAUGUUUAUUUGAGAAUUGUUAGGGACGGCUUCUGCCUCGUUUAUUAUUUAAAAGCAUUAUUUAAUCCGCAGCGUUUUUUGCGUUUAUUUGUUGUUUUUAUCUACAAUUUGCUUUUUAAUUAAAAGUAAGUAAUUACUUUACAGUGGAAUAGCUGGCAGCGCAAUGUAUUUUUUCAACUACAUAUAUUUUAAUGUAAAUACGCACAAAUAUAAAAUGAGUUGAAUUUAAAAAAAAGUAUUAAAAUGAUAUUAUCAAUUGUUUGUUAUCUUUUGGUGUAUUUAUAAAAUACGGGCUAACAGUUUUUACCUAGUUUAUUUUGUAUAUUCUAAGUACAAUAAAUAAAAUUAAAUAUAAACUUUCAAUUUUCCUCGCUUGCAAAGUCUUUUAUAACUUUUUGUUGUAAAAUGUAAUCAAAAUUAUUUUAAAAUUUGGUAUGUAUUGUAAAAAUUACAUUUGUAUAUUGUCCUUUAAUUGGAGACAGCGAAACGAAAUAGUAUCACGGAUAGCAAAUUGUAAUGCCAAUAAUAACAAUGUUAUUAAUAGUUUAAAUAAAGUUUGUGAACUGCAAAUAACUCAAUAAGUUUGCAUGAAAAAAAUAGUAAAAAUAAUAUUAAAAGGUAAAAAGAUAAAGAUAAAAAACAAAUAAUGCAAAAAAUAUAUUUAAUUUUAUAUACGAAGCAUUGUGUAUUAUACAAAAUUCUCAAGAAAACGGUUCCAGCAAAACAAAUAUCAUUAUAUAAUAUAACAUAAUGAAAGUGUUUUAAAAGCUAUAGCUAUGUUAUUGAACAUAAUAAAAAUGUAUGCAUAGACAACCACACUUAUGCGUGUAUAUGUAUAUACAUGCAUAUAUCCAUGUGCAAAUAUUUUAGCUGAGACAGAAAACAACCAUUUAGAACCAUUGUGUAUGUUGCGUCAGCACCUACAUUACACAUUUAUAUGCCUAUAUAGAAUAAAAACCAAACCGCAACAAAAAACUAUUAAAUGUUAUGCAAAGAAACACUAUUGGGCAGUUGAAUUGAAACGCAACAAACCAAAAAUUAUAAUGUAUGUUAUCUAAUCAAAAACCUGUUUAACUAAAAACCGCCGUUUAGCGGUUAUGAAUUUUAGGUUUUAAAGAAAAAGUAAAACAAAAUAAGUUAAUGCUAAUCAAUAAUAUGAUAAUAAAAUAACAAAAACCGACAUAAACACAGCUAACAAGCGUGUGCGACGUAUGGAAAACUGUAUCUUCAAACGUCAAAAAUGCAUCAAAACAGAAUAUGUAUAAUUUAAAACCAAAGACUCAAAAUAAAUACAACAACUACUUGCAUACACAUUUAAUUAUAUAAUUUUAUGUACAACAUAGCAACAUUAUUGAUAACAUAUAAAUAAAUAAAGAAAAAUAGAAUUACAAAAAAUAAGUACUAAAAACAGAACAAAACCAUUACUUCGCACAUAAGCGGGUGGCGCAAAUGUAUUUCUACAUUAUAUAUAUAUGUAUAUAAUUUAUAUAUAUGUAUGUACUUAUAUAUUUGCACUGAUUCAGGUAUGAUACAGCAUCUUAGGCAUUGCAACGCUCUGCAAAGAAUUUGCAAUGGUUCAGGGAUAAUGCUAUGGCAUGAUAGCAUAAAAAUUGUAUAUGUAUAUAUAUUUUUAUUUUUAUUUCAUUACUCCAAAUUUAGUUUCAAUGCAUAAAACCAUAAUCAGUUUAAUAGAUUUGGCAUUUUAACGAACGCAGUGUAUGUUAUGUAUAUUGUGAGCGCAGUUCAUUAAUAUUUCUAUUAGUUGUUUUCGUGUACUUGGUGAGGGAGUUAUACAGGUUAUGACUAUGUAGAGAUAUCACAAAAGAUUGAAAGCUUUCUAAGCGCUUGUAAAAUUCAAAAAUAAAAACGGCAUCAUAAUGAAGUGUUAGCAAAAAAUAAUAGUAAUUAAUGAGCCUAGCAGCAUAGUAAGCCAUUCUGAAAAGCGGAAAUAAAUACUAAAAAUGCUCCAAAUGAUAAAAAACAAAGUUAGCAACAUUUGUGUGCUAAAACUUAACACACGCACAUACACAAGUAAUUCAUAUGUUAUAUGUAUAUGCUAAAAGAACCAACCAAAUAUAUGUAAUAAGAAAAAAUUAAGUUAAACGGUAAUUGCGUAGAUUGAACAUAUAGCCACGCUGAAAAGCAAAACAACAAAACAAAAAUCUUAACAACCGAUACUAGUAAAUAUAACAUAUACAUACAUACAAAUAUAUGUGGUUUGAGGCAGUGAAAAUUUGUAAAAAUUCAAUAAAAAUGUAAUGCAAAUGAAACUCAAUUGAAAAAUGUUAAAUAAUUAGAUUAUUAGGUAGAUAAAAUGUGUUGAUCGAAACAAUAUAAAUAAUUAACAAUGAAAGUGAGAAAAUCGUAAACAAUUGUCAUUGCCGCUUUCUAUGUUUGACAAUUAUCUAAAAAAAAUCGAGAAAAACCUGAAGCUUGAAAAACUUCUGCGCGCCGAAAUGUAUGCAAACAUGAUAUUUUUUAUGUAUGUUUUCUAUUGAUUGCCUUUGAGUAAUAAAAUUCUAUAUUUUCAGAAUUUAACACAUUUCUAAAUAUGCUACAUACAUAUAUAAGUCAGAUGAUUUGAAACUUGUUGCUCCGUUUUUUGCGAAAAACUUUUGUUAAUCACAUUCAAUGAAAAAACAAAAAAAAACAAAAAAAAAACAGUAAAUUUAUUUACUUCGAAAUAGUUUUAGUUUGUUUUGGCAACACACAAACAAUUUUAGCGAAAAGUUUUACAAACUCCGCCCUAUUUCUAUACGAUAACAUAUCGCGUCAAUAUUAUUAAAUACAUACAUAAAUAAAUUUAUACAAAGGUACCUUACAUUAGCGAUAGGGAAAUAUUAAACUGCGUUUUUUCGAUACUCUGGGUUUGCUUUAAACAGCAAUAAAAGUAACGGUGGAAAUCAAAGAAAAUUAAUAUCACUUCUUGAAAAAAUUGCAAUGUUGUGUAUUAGUUUCAAAAGCGGGUUCUUUAUCGUUUCUGUGAUAAAGGAAAAUAAACAACUUUUGAAUUGCCCCAAAGAUAAAGUUUGACUAAGCGAUAAUUUUUCAUUGCGGCAAAUGGAGCAGAUUUUUUUAAUAAAUCAAAAAACAAUUUUCCCUUUUAUUUUUUAUAAACAAAUUCCACGGACACUGUCAAACCAAAGUUGACGUUUUAAAAUCCACCUUCCAGUAAAUAACACAUUUUUUAAAUUUAUUGCAUUUUUUUACAUUUGUGUUUUGUACAUCAUUCCAAUUUGAUUCUUCAAUUAGAGUGACGACAUCAUUUGGAACAAACCUCAAAAACGACAUUAUCGGUUGCUGUUUGUGUAUUGUGCUAAAUCUGGACAUCAAACAUUUUCCGUAAAAUAACAUAAUUUCUAUUUAGUGUUUUAAAAGAUUGUUUGGAUUUUUAACACAACAGUGCGCAUUUGUGAGAAACUACAUACAUAUACUAAAAAACAUUUCGUACACACAUACCUAAAAAUUUUAACACAUUUAUUUUUGUACGCUCAGCUAUGAAACUCUAAAACAAAAUUGAGGGAAUGAAGCAAGUUUAGUUAAUUAUUAGUUUUUCAAAUAAAAAACAAAUCGCUUAUUACUCUAAAAUUAAUAAUUGAUUCAGAGAAAAAUUGGAAAAUUACUGACGAAACAGAAUAAAUGAUAAAAAAGGAAAAAAUGUAAAACUUUCAAAAAAUAAUUUAAAAAAAAAACUAAAAAAAUCUUGCUGUUAUAUACUUAAUUUCUAUUAUUUAUUUGCAUACAUUUUAAUAUCUAGCUAAGAAGUCUGAGUGCAGACGUGAAAACUUUUGUUGCUCGUCAUCGGCAACUUCUCUUUUGUCUUGCUCAUUGUAUUCAUAUGAGCAACUAAUUGUAAAUAUUAAUUCCGCACCGAGCACAUGGUUGUGAACCAUGGAAAAAAUUUCAAAAUGAAAAUGAAUGCCGAAUUGCGUAACAGCGAACUGUUACGAAUAAGUACACAAAACGUGCCGCCCGAGCCCGAGUAACUCGGUGUCAUUCGUCUCUUCUCGUUGCCCCUCCAAAGCCCCUCCUACAAACUACGAGUUUCGGCAACAGAAGUCUCCUCGUAUGAACCAGUUCUAACAUAAUACCAUCAUAUUUACUUAACUAUAAGCGCUAUCAUGUGCAAAUAAUUGCGAAAGUCACUUACUUUUCUAUCACCAAAGCAGCAUUAAAAAUUUUUCAUGUACCUUUGCCAACUGAAACAAAGAAACAAUUAAGAAAUAUAUAGAAAACUCGUACUAUCCACUACUAAGAGUAAAUACAAUGCAACAAAGUAAAACAAAAUUAAAAAAAAUAAUAAGUGCAAUAUAGAAAAAAAAUUAUAAAUAAAGAACAAAUAACAUAGCAAAGUAACUUAGCCAACUGAGAAAAUAUAUAAUAAAUAUAAAACGUAAUAAUAUAAACAGAUACAUACAAACAUAUAUUUGAAGCAACCAGCUACACCGAUACAUUAAACGCGUAUUCAAUACGAUCGAAAACAAAAAUAACAAAUUGAAAAACUAACUAGAACAUAAUAAACAACUAGGCAAAUAAAAUUUACGUAAUUAAAAAAACAUUGAUUUAAAGCAAAGUAAACAGUAUUCUAUCAAAAUGGGGCAAUGCAAAGUAAUACGCUUAAUUAUUUUCACAAAUAUCGUAACAGUUACACCAUAACCAUAAAUUAUUUUAAAUAUUCUUAAUAAUAUUUUUUUGUUAAACUCAAAGUAAGUGCUUAAUUAAACUACAAUACGUCCACUUUUACGAAAUUUACCCAGUCCUUCCAACAUUCUUCCGCUUUUGUGAAUUAUUGAGUUAUUAUUAAUUUUUUGUUUUGCUUUGACGCGACGUAUUCGUUCAUACAUACAAAAAUGUAUUUUAACACAAUGGUUUUUUUUAUAUCAUAGCUAAUUUGCAUUGCCCAAAAAAGCUUGAAUAUAGAAAUACUUAUUGAAAGCAUACUUACAUAUUUAUAAAACAUAUAGUAAAAUUAUUGUAUGUGAAGUAUGACAAGCAAAAUAUAAAUAUAAUUAUAAAGUUAAUGUUAAAUUAAAAUAGUCGAAAGUCAACAGUUGGUACAUAUGUAAAAAACAUUAAUGCAAAAAACCAUAUGCAGAGAGACACGUAAGACAAACAUAAUAAUUAACAGAAACUGAAUUAUAACAUGAAUAUGAAAAUGACUACAAAUAAAAUAUAUAAAAAUAAAAAUACAUGCAUAUGUA
Molecule: messenger RNA, 10624 nt
Organism: Bactrocera neohumeralis
Lineage: Eukaryota; Metazoa; Arthropoda; Insecta; Diptera; Tephritidae
Gene: Pkc98E
Product: protein kinase C
Exons: 14
Coding region: 1047-3227 (726 amino acids)
Biological process (GO): protein phosphorylation
Molecular function (GO): ATP binding; diacylglycerol-dependent serine/threonine kinase activity
Source: RefSeq, a predicted model, not a curated record